This is a messenger RNA of Sclerotinia sclerotiorum 1980 UF-70, 1554 nucleotides long. RefSeq lists its product as hypothetical. Lineage: Eukaryota; Fungi; Ascomycota; Leotiomycetes; Helotiales; Sclerotiniaceae. Gene Ontology annotation, molecular function: protein binding. Bases 1 to 1554 code for a protein of 517 amino acids. The record is from RefSeq and is a predicted model, not a curated record. The transcript has a single exon.
AUGUCAGCUUCACAUCACCCCCAUGACGAUGAUCUCAUCAACGAAGACGACAACGAAAUGUUCGAUCCCGCCGACGCGGCCGAAGAAAUCGAAGAUGUAGACGGAGACGCAGCCAUGGAUUCCGGGGAUGAUGAAGAAGCCCAAGGCGAAGGUGAAAACGAAGAUGAUUUCAUGCAAGAAGAAUACCAACUUCAAAACGAUUCCGUCGCACACAUGGAUCAUCAUAAAGAUUCCAUCUUCUGCAUAGCCCAACAUCCUACACGACCGGAAAUUAUAGCUACGGGUGGUAGUGACGGUGAUGAUGCUCCUGGCGUUGGAUACAUUUUCGAUGCGACGCCCGAACCUAGUCCCGUGCUUCCAGCUAGUUAUCAGAGUAAUCCGAAUGAGCGCGUCGAGAGGAGGGGUUUAGAACCAAUUUUUAAAUUGGAGGGUCAUACGGAUUCGAUUAAUGCGCUGGCAUUUACGUUGCCGGAUGGGAAAUUUCUGCUUUCUGGAGGAUUGGAUGGGAAAUUAAGAGCGUAUGUUACGAAUGGGAGUAAAUGGAAAUUCUACACUGAAGCGCAGGAAGUUGAGGAAAUCAAUUGGUUGAUCGCUUGUCCGUAUGAGAAAUCCCCGAAUACUUUUGCCUUGGGCGCAAAUGAUGGGAGUGUGUGGGUUUAUACUGUCGAUCCAAGUCAGAAGGAUGCUCCGUUGCAGAUGAUGCAGAGUUAUUUCUUACAUACUGAGUCUUGUACUGCGGGGGCUUGGUCACCGGAUGGGAAAUUAUUGGCCACGGUUAGUGAGGAUGGGAGUUUAUAUGUUUGGGAUGUUUUUGGAGAGGCGGCCGCGGCAGGUUUGACGCAAGGAGAGAGUGGACAGACGGUUGUGGGUCUUACGGCAUUGGACCAGAGAUUUGCGGUUGAGGGUGGUUUAUUCAGUGUAGGGAUUGCGCCAACUGGUGCUUUUGUUGCGGUAGGUGGAGCAGGUGGUUCAAUCAAAGUCGUCGGAUUACCUCGAUUAGGAGAUUCUUCUGGAGCAGCCCCAGCUGGAAGAAGUGGUGCAGGCGCUGCAUCGAAAAUUAAAGGUGGAAAACAAGCCGGUGGAAAAGCAAGUGGAACCGCAGCAUCAGCAGGACAAGCCGGUCAAAUCCUCGCAGAUUUACAAGCACAAGGUGAUGGGGUUGAAUCUAUCGCUUUCGCUCAACCACCCUUAACACUCAUGGCCGCUGGUAGCGUAGAUGGUAGCAUAGCUCUUUUUGACUCUGCGCAUCGUUUCGCAGUUCGUCGUCAUAUCAAAGAAGCGCAUGAGGAGUAUAGCGUGGUGAAAGUGGAAUUUGUCAAGAAUGCACAAUCGGGUGGUUGGCUCCUGACGAGUUGUGGUAUGGAUGGUGUGGUUAGGAGGUGGGAUACGAGGGGUGGGACAGGAAUGGCUAAUUCGGGAUUUGUAAGGGAAUGGAAGGGUCAUAGGGGUGAUGGUGAAGGUGGUGGUGUGUUAGGCUUUGUGCAGGGUGAUGGGGGAAAAAUCGUUACGGCGGGUGAUGAUGGUGUGAGUUUGGUUUUUGAGGCAACUAUUUAG